Salvelinus fontinalis (brook trout) is the source of this 5022-nucleotide messenger RNA. Its product is annotated as isocitrate dehydrogenase [NADP] cytoplasmic-like. NCBI's taxonomy places the organism in Eukaryota, Metazoa, Chordata, Actinopteri, Salmoniformes, Salmonidae. Gene Ontology annotation, biological process: isocitrate metabolic process. The coding region runs from base 109 to 1449 and encodes 446 amino acids. Gene Ontology annotation, molecular function: NAD binding; magnesium ion binding; isocitrate dehydrogenase (NADP+) activity. Gene Ontology annotation, cellular component: cytosol; peroxisome; mitochondrion. The record is from RefSeq and is a predicted model, not a curated record. The transcript is spliced from 9 exons.
UAAUGCUCGUGUUGAAAUGUUGCACAACAUUUUACUUUAAAAAUAAGCCCUCCGUGCUGUAGCAACAUCGACCUGAUCAAAACAUUGAACGCGUCUGCCAUUAAUUGCAUGCAUACGUUCUUUGAGGCUGACGCAGUUCCCUAUACUUCGUUUAAGGAAGACAUGCUCGGUGCACCAGAUCGACUACGGUUUGGAGGUUCCAGGAUGUCCCAGAAGAUCAAGGCAGGGUCGGUGGUGGAGAUGCAGGGGGAUGAGAUGACCAGAGUCAUCUGGGAGCUCAUUAAGGAGAAGCUCAUCUUCCCCUACCUGGAGAUGGACCUGCACAGCUACGACCUGGGCAUGGAGAACCGCGAUGCCACGGACGACAAGGUGACGGUUGAGGCGGCGGAGGCGACGCGGCGCUACAACGUGGGCAUUAAGUGUGCCACCAUCACGCCGGAUGAAAACCGGGUGGAGGAGUUCCAGCUAAAACAGAUGUGGCGCUCGCCCAACGGGACCAUCCGUAACAUCCUGGGAGGCACCGUGUUCAGGGAGGCCAUCAUCUGUAAGAACAUCCCCCGCCUGGUGCCCGGCUGGGUCAAACCCAUCAUCAUCGGCAGGCACGCCCACGGAGACCAGUAUAAGGCCACAGACUUUGUGGUACCUGGACCUGGGAGACUGGAGAUGAAAUUCACACCCAAGAUUGGGGAGCCAAUGAACUUUGUCGUCCAUGACUUUGAAGGUUCAGGUGGCGUGGCUCUGGGGAUGUACAACACAGACAGCUCCAUCAGGGACUUUGCCCACAGCUCCUUCCAGAUGGGGCUGCAAAAAGCCUGGCCUCUGUACCUCAGCACCAAGAACACCAUCCUCAAGAAGUACGACGGACGCUUCAAAGACAUCUUCCAGGAGAUCUAUGAAAAGCAGUACCGCUCUAAGUUUGAGCAGAAGGGGAUCUGGUAUGAGCAUCGUCUGAUUGAUGACAUGGUGGCUCAGGCUAUGAAGUCUGAUGGAGGAUUCAUCUGGGCCUGCAAGAACUACGACGGAGACGUCCAGUCUGACUCUGUAGCCCAAGGUUAUGGGUCCCUUGGUAUGAUGACCAGUGUGCUCAUCUGUCCUGACGGUCGUACGGUCGAGUCAGAGGCGGCCCACGGCACGGUAACACGCCACUACAGACAGCACCAGCAGGGCAAGGAGACAUCCACCAACCCCAUCGCGUCCAUCUUUGCUUGGUCGCGGGGGCUGCUGCACCGGGCGAAGCUGGAUGACAAUGCAGAGCUGCGUGUGUUUGCUGAGGCACUGGAGGUCGUCUGCGUGGAGACCAUCGAGGCUGGCUUCAUGACCAAGGAUCUGGCUAUCUGUAUCAAAGGCAUGGCAGAUAUCAAACGCUCAGACUACCUGAACACCUUUGAGUUCCUGGAUAAACUGUCAGAGAACCUGAAGACCAAGAUGUCCAACCAACCCAAACUGUGAUCACCUCAUCUCCCAACUUUAAACACACACACUAUUGACAGCAGGGACUAUGGGUCCCGGCCAACACUGAACCAAUGACAGGGGAAUGUCUGCCCAGAACCCAACCAGAGCUUCUAGAAGACCUAGGACCCUCGACUUAAUCAUUCCCUCCACCAACAGUCUGUCUGCUUCAAGGAGGUGUCUUGUCCAGGGGGAUGUCCCCCCAAAGCUAAUGAAUCAUUCCUAUCUGAACUACUUGCCAUUUCUGUCCCACUCUCCCCAUGCUUGCUGAAUAUUCAUGUGGAGUCAUUAAACUCAACUUGCCUCUGAUUUCAUUGCUUUUCUGGACUGUUUCAAUGUUACCCAACAAUACAGACCAUCUCCUUCUGCAUCAUAAAAGCUGUUGACCCCCUCCAACUCUCUAAUUCCAUCUGCUCUGCCCCUUGACCACACCCCCAACUCACCUGAUGAACUAGCUGCCCAAGUCAACACCGCUCUGUCUCCCUCAAUUCUCUGCCCCCCCCCCCUCCAAACUAAACCUGUGUCCUUCUCCCCCUGGUUGACCCCUGAGGUCCAUGCCCUGAAGCAAGCUGCCUGGAGCGCCUGAGCAGGAAGUCUGGUCUCACUGUCCACACUGAGGCCUACAAACUCCACCUACAGAGAUGGCCUCAGUGCUGCCAUGUUCACCAACAGCUCCAAUAAGAACUCCUGGACUCUGUUCUCCACUGUCAGCAAACUACUUCAGCCUCGUGACGACGCCUUCUCUACUCCCUCCACUGAACUCUGCAACUCCUUCCUUCAGCUAUUUUCCAGGAUAAGCUCACCAAAAUACACUUCACUGACUGAUCAAUCUCUCUUAGCCGCCCCUCCCCCCGUCAACCUCCAAACCGUCACCCCUGAAACCCGGCUCUAUGAAUUUGCACUCAUUAUUGACUCUCCCUAUAUCUCAAAAUUCAUGUCAUCAACACCACAACUUACUCAUCAAAGCCUGCCUGCUCUCUGUCCAUCCCUGGAUCCUCUCCCUACUGUUCUCAUCAAAGCCUGCCUGCUCUCUGUCCAUCCCUGGAUCCUCUCCCUACUGUUCUCAUCAAAGCCUGCCUGCUCUCUGUCCAUCCCUGGAUCCUCUUCCUACUGUUCUCAUCAAAGCCUGCCUGCUCUCUGUCCAUCCCUGGAUCCUCUCCCUACUGUUCUCAUCAAAGCCUGCCUGCUCUCUGUCCAUCCCUGGAUCCUCUCCCUACUGUUCUCAUCAAAGCCUGCCUGCUCUCUGUCCAUCCCUGGAUCCUCUCCCUACUGUUCUCAUCAAAGCCUGCCUGCUCUCUGUCCAUCCCUGGAUCCUUUCCCUACUUUUCUCAUCAAAGCCUGCCUGCUCUCUGUCCAUCCCUGGAUCCUUUCCCUACUGUUCUCAUCAAAGCCUGCCUGCUCUCUGUCCAUCCCUGGAUCCUCUCCCUACUGUUCUCAUCAAAGCCUGCCUGCUCUCUGUCCAUCCCUGGAUCCUCUCCCUACUGUUCUCAUCAAAGCCUGCCUGCUCUCUGUCCAUCCCUGGAUCCUUUCCCUACUGUUCUCAUCAAAGCCUGCCUGCUCUCUGUCCAUAUCACACACCAUCAACCUCUCCCUUGCCCAUGGAUCUCACCUCUCCAACUACAGAACCAUACAAAUGCCAGGAACGGACACCAACAUCUUUCUGCCCAAUUUUAAACCUUCCUUUCCAAGACUCUUGAACAGACUGUUGCCUCCCAAUUACAAACCCACCUGCUGGUCUAAUUCAAGCCCCUCCAGUCUGGUUUCCACCACAGUACUGAAACCGCACUCAAAGUUGUGAAUGACCUCACCUCUGCUGAUUCUGGUGCCCUUAACAUCCUGAUUCUCCUUGACCAGAGUGCAGCUUUUAACACUGAGCCAUCAGAUUGAGGGUACAGCACUCUCCUGGCUACAAUCAUACCUCAUAAACCAGACCCACUACAUCUCCCUCAAUGGCCAUACCUCAGACACGCCACUGCAGUUACACAGGGUGUCCCCCAAGGUACUGUGCUGGGCCCCUUGGUUAGGUGACACCCAGAUCACCUCGGCACCAAAUCCCUAUUCGACCCACAUUGAAUUUCCUUUCUCGGCAAAAAAGACAUGGCUGCAACAACACUUCCUCAAGCUAAACAUUUAUAAAACGGAACUCCUACUCAUAGGCACGAAAUCCACCUUCACCAAAGCUGGCAAUCUUGCGAUUGACACCACUGUCUCCCCCCACGCACGCAACCUUGGCGUUACCCUCUCCUUUGACCACCACAAGACAGACGGACUGGCAAAUUGUCAUUCCUCCACCUCCGCUACAUUGCCAAAGUCAGGUCCUCCCUCUCCUGUCCUGCCGUUGAAACACAUUAAUCUCCUCCUGUCUUGACUACUGCAACUCACUACUCUCCAGUGUCAACUCAGCUCCCUCCAUAAGCUCCAAAUGGUUCAUAACUCUGCAGCCCGACCCCCUCACCCACACUAAGUACUGGCAGCACAUCACCCCUGUCCUCUGAUCUUCACUAGCUCCUUGUCUCCCAACGCAUUGAUUACAAGCUCUUCUUUCUGGCCUACAAAGCCCUUCACCACCUUGCCCCCCCCCCCCCCCCCCCCACCUCUGACAUUCUUGUCCCCUGUCAACCCACAUGCCCCUUACCCUAAGCCAGAUUCGUAUCCUAACCCCAACCCUCCCCAUACACUGAUACAUCUCUCUUAUUUCAGCCCACCCCGCUCUUUAUUCAUGUUUUUGUCAACUUUCUUCUUCCUUUUAACUUUUUUUUUUACAAUUGUGAAGAGACUUUGGUCCUUAAAGCGCUAUAUUAAUCCCAUGUUGUAUUACUAUAUGUAGGGUUCAGAUGUAGGUGGAGUUUAUUUGUAUUUUUACAGGGACAGUGCACAUUAAUCAACGUUUCAGUAAAAGUGCUGGUUUUAGCCAGCCGGCUAAUUUUCAACCGCAGUCCCUGGGCAGGUUGUUGAUGUGAGGCCCUCUUCUCCAUUGAUCACUUACCACUAUAGUCUAGCCAUAUCUUUUGGUAACACUCAGCCAAUCUAAGUGGCCUGAAGCCUAAUUUGUGAUCCACGGGCAUAACUUUUGAUUUUAAGCAAUCGCCGAGUGAAGUAUGUGUUUAGGAUUCUGCCAAGUAUGACCAUUUUUAAUGAAUGAUGGACACCGAAAUAACCAAUGUUCUUUAUGCUAAUUGCACUAAGGUCCCCCUAUGGCUGUGUUUUUGUGUGUGUUGUCGGUCAGUGAGCAGUGAUCGCCAGUCCUGCCUGAGGGUGAUCUUACCCUUCUGUUGCCUUGUCUUAUGUAAAGGGACUUCAGUCUGUCACACCAUAUAUAUAUAUAUAUAUAUAUAUAUAUAUAUAUAUAUAUAUAUAUAUAUAUAUAUAUAUAUAUAUAUAUAGCCAUGGCAACUACUGUAGCCUGUUUAGAUUUGGACUCUUGACUUGAUGAUGUCAUUGAUUCACAAAGCUAUACUAGCAUCACUCACUCCUUGUUUGUGGUUAUGGAAGAGGUUGUAAGAUAUUAAAAACACACUUAACACCUUACCCCCUCAGAAUAUCAACUCAAUAAAUGGGUUUUGGAGAAAAUUG